UUCCUCUCUCAAAUAUUUUUUUCAAAGUUAAUAUAACCCAAUUCUGCACUAUUUCAAUUCGGCGAAUUAACCGCGAGUUAGUUUUGAGCCAGAAAUCCAAGCGUCUGUAAGUCCGCCAUAGUCGAGCCUUGGCGAAGAAAGAAAAUCAAAAUGGAAGACACUAAAUACCUCCCGGAGCUGCUUGCGGAGAAGGACAGCUUGGAUUCCUCCUUUACACAUGCCAUGAAACUCAUCACCGCGGAGAUUGAAAGGAUUCAGAAAGGCGAACCCAAGAAAGCACAGGAAAAGGAGACCUACCUGGACCUGUUUGCCACAAAAACUAUGAAACUGAAGGAGCGGGUCCUCAUCCCAUCAAAGCAGUACCCCAGGGUUAACUUCGUUGGAAAGCUUCUGGGGCCUCAGGGCAGCACGAUCAAAAGACUCCAGGAGGAGACUGGAGCAAAGAUCUCAGUUUUGGGAAAAGGGUCAAUGAGGGACAAAAACAAGGAGGAAGAACUCAGGAAGGGUGGUGAGUCUAAAUAUGCUCACCUGGCCAUGGAGCUACAUGUGUUCAUUGAGGUCACAGCACCCAUUCCAGAGGCGUAUCUGCGUAUGGCUCAUGCCAUGGAUGAAGUCAAGAAGUUCCUCAUCCCAGAGCCUGGUGAGCAUGACCCGUACAUGGAUCCUCAGUUCCUGAAUGGAUCUCAGGAUGGUUCUGGAAGAGGGCGAGGGGGUCUUGGAAGGGGGCGAGGGGGACCACCUGGUGCCGGAGGACCAAGGGGCAGAGGUAUGCCACGCGGAGCACUCCGAGGAACAAUGCGUGGAGGAGCACCCCGUGGAGGACCAGCCAGGGGUAGUGCACCCAGAGGGGGCCCAGCCGGUAGGGGGGGUCUGCCCUCUGCUCCUACCAGAGGAGGAUCUGCUACCCGCUCCAGACCACCUACAGGUGGCGCCCCGCGGAUGCUCCCUUCAGCAGCCUUGUCCCACCAAGGGGGUCCUUCAGGAUCACAAUCCAAACCUGACGCUUACGAUGAAUAUGGCUCAUAUGAGGAGGCUUAUGCAGAGCCUUCCUACGAGGGAUACGAUAGCUAUUACAGUCAACAGGCUGCACCUGCGGAUACAGAGUAUUACGAUUACGGACAUGGUGAAGCCCAGGAUCCAUCAUAUGAGGGUUACGGUCAGGGAGACUGGGACAACUCGUGGUCCGGCUCUGGAGCUGGAGGCAAAGCUCCCGCUGCACGGCAGACCAAGGGUUCAUACAGGGAUCAUCCAUAUGGCAGAUACUGAACAGCAACUGGUAGAGAGUUGCUUUAGCAACUGUCUCCGAUAUAACUGGCUAAACUUUACACAAAGUAAUUCCCCCUCUUGUUUGUUCCCUUUUUUUACGGUAUAUUUUAUGUUCUGUUAACUUUUUUUUUUAUAAAACUUAGAACAAGUUAUGUUGGAUGUGUUAGUGCUGGAUAAGAAACACAAUUUAUAUGAAAAGGAAAACAGACUUUUUUCCCCCAAUGUUAAUCCUUUUUCCAUUACAUGUUCCAAUAAGGGUUCAAUCAAUUAACUUUAACAGCUGGACAAAAGUGAUACUGAUAAUUAAUUGCUAUUUCAGUUAAUGGUUUAAGUAACAAACUGUGAUUGUGGCGAUUUAAACUAUUACCAUCUAGGCUGCAUUUCCCAAAAGUCCUUCACCACUGGACAUUAAUUGCUCCUAAUGCUUCAGUUUAAGUUUCUAUUUAUAUAUUUGCCUAAAACAAAUUUAAACACAGCCUUAAGAUAUUUUGAUGAGCGGAAAAAAAAUCUUAAAUUUGUGUUAAAUAUCUAGUUUCUCUUAAAUUGUAGAAAUCCAUAUUUUUGCCAAUUGGUAUGUAAAGUCGCUCUGUAACGUGAAAAACUGAUCUAAUUUUUCUUUAAUCUUGAAGGAUAGACUGCAGCCACAUCAAUAUUUUGUACAUAACCUUAGGAUAACUGUGUUUGCUUCAAGUCGUGCCGUCUCAAAAUGCUCAAUGCUUGUGUACCUUUGACUAAAUAGUAUACUAAACGUAUCCCAAAAUGUUUUUCUGCAGUGCGUGUUUCAAUAAAGUUUCUAGUUUCUUUUUAAUCAA
This is a messenger RNA of Cyprinodon variegatus (sheepshead minnow), 2078 nucleotides long. RefSeq names its product KH domain containing, RNA binding, signal transduction associated 1 (gene khdrbs1a). The transcript has 9 exons. The record is from RefSeq and is a predicted model, not a curated record. Gene Ontology annotation, molecular function: mRNA binding; poly(A) binding. Lineage: Eukaryota; Metazoa; Chordata; Actinopteri; Cyprinodontiformes; Cyprinodontidae. Gene Ontology annotation, cellular component: nucleus. Gene Ontology annotation, biological process: regulation of alternative mRNA splicing, via spliceosome. The coding region runs from base 151 to 1266 and encodes 371 amino acids.